Zea mays is the source of this 3096-nucleotide messenger RNA. RefSeq names its product F-box domain containing protein. Bases 1233 to 2486 code for a protein of 417 amino acids. The record is from RefSeq and is a predicted model, not a curated record. NCBI's taxonomy places the organism in Eukaryota, Viridiplantae, Streptophyta, Magnoliopsida, Poales, Poaceae. Gene Ontology annotation, molecular function: protein binding. The transcript is spliced from 2 exons.
UAGUGAAAGUGAAAGAACAUACUUGGAGUCAAACUCUAAACCUAGAGGUCCCACAACAUGUACCUGGCGCAGAUCUAGCCGAACCCUAGCGCAGGGAGCAGAUCUGUACCAACCCUAAUCCUAGGGUUCCUCACACUUGCGGGCCGAGUAAUUUCUCGUCUUGUUUCGGCUAGGGAGCGGGGUGGCUUCUCCGGCCAAGGUAAGCUUUCCCUGUAAGCAAGCUCUCCUCAGGUCCCCGGAUCCCAUCUGUCCCCGUUGCUGCGCCCUAUGCUAUCCUGACGCCGUUCUAGGUCAGGUCUUGCUCAUGUUUUGAGAACUGGACGAACUGCAGACUGUUGUAACUUGCCAAGCGUCGAAUUAGUGGUGCGUUGGCAUGGGGGGGAUUUCUAGUUCUCGCCCAGGCACUUGUGGCUCUCGCUUUACACGCCCGUUUUCAGUUCAUGUUUAGCUUGGAAAUGGAACCACAGAUGUGUUGUUCUCAGGGAGAGGGGCGACAAGUUUUGCGGAGAAAAUGUGAUUUCGGUGCUUGUGAUUUUCCCAUGUUGUGUAGGAAUGUCAGGUCUGGGUUCUGUCUAGUGUCUAGACCUGAUAGGUUCUCAACUGAAUAAGUGCAUGCUGUCUUGAGCUCAUCUAUGGCAUAAUGGGCAUGUUCAGCUGCAGCCUGCAGCGGCUUCUUCUCUCCAGAGUAUAUAUAUCUAGACAAACUUAGAUGAUGCCACCACACUGCACACCUCAUCUGGUUCAUAGCUUUAUUUUAGCAGUGUUAUGUGCUUUCUUCAGUUGCUGCGGCAUCUUCUAGAGAGAGUGGAUUUUUCAUACAUCCAUUUGCACCUACAGGUUCCUCCUGUUUUGGAAUACUCUGAUUUCUUAAUUCAUUGUUUAAUCUUCACUCCUCAGAACUGCACAUUUACACUACCUACUACUACUAACCCACUAAAGUUGUCAAUUCCUCAGGGCUACUUUAUGUGUAAACAGGCAUAUAGUUGCAGUCACUGCAAUUGAUACUUCCAUUUUUGAAACUUCGAUGGAAAUUUUGGAGAUGUUUAUAUUCACACAAAGUUAUGUUAUAUUUACCAUCAAUGCUAAGUGGUUACAAAUUUUACUGUCAGCUAGUACCGACUGAAAAAGUAACAGGCAGAGGUUCAUGUAAUCAUGUUGGGGACUGUUGAUGCCCAAAAUGACACGCGAAAGGUAAGGCUUUCACAGUUUUGUGUUUGUUGAAUGUGUUUGCAAUGGAGAUUGAAGAACACACAGAUUCACUUUCAAUAGAGGAACCCAUCACAAGGCUCCCACCAGAUAUUAUUGAGGGGAUACUUCUCAGGCUUCCGGUAAACUCUCUAAUGAGGCUGCGUCAAGUCUGCAAGCAAUGGUGGAACAUGGUCAGCGUGCCCCGCUUUAUCAAAGAACAUGCCUAUCAUGCACCCAAGCACCUCCUCCUUUACUUGCCUAAGUUGAAUAUAUCUGCAUCGCUCCAUCCAAAGACUGCCAAACCAUGUCUUGCAACAAUCAUUAAUGAAAAGUGGUCUCCAUUGACAUGGGCCUCAUCGCAUAUGGACCCUGAUGAUCACCUCUUUGCAUCAUGCAACGGUUUGCUUUGCUUCUACAAGACAUACACACUAAAGAUAUCUAACCCUGCAACAGGUCAAUGCCUGCAUCUCUUGAAACCUGACGGCAUAUUGUUGUACGACUUCCACUAUCUAUACAGCUUUGGAUUUCACCCGAUUACUGGAGAAUACAAGCUCGUGCACUUUCUCCGUGAGCCUCAGCGCUACAAAUCAGGACAGCCUUUCCAUUUCGACACCAUUCAAGUGUACACCCUUGGUGAAGACAAAUGGAGAGCUAUCAGAGCUCCUAUACCAUGCUGCAUGGUGCAUCUUGGAGUAGUAAAUGUGGAUGGAGUGAUGUAUUGGCUAACAGAAGAUAAAGGAACAAGCUGUGGCAUGGCAGUUGUAUCGUUUGAUCUCAGGGAAGAAAUGUUUGCCUUGAUUCAUCUUCCAGCAUUGGAGGUGAAAGAGACAGCCUCUUGUGCCACCAUCAAAGUUGCUUACUAUAUGACUGAGAUAGAUGACAAAGUGUGCGUAGUGACUAUGCCAUACCAAAGCCAUGCACCAAGGUGGCGCCGAAACAACGCAGAGCUUUCAGGCAGGACUGACAUUUGGGCUCUUGAAAGUGACAAGUGGUUCCUGAAAUAUAGCAUCCAGUCACCAUCUCUAUCUCGGUAUGUUCCUCAGCCAUGCUUCAUCCACAGGGAGAAGAUCAUACUGCAGGACAGUGAAAGUAAUGUGUGGUACCAUGAUUUGCGAGGCAAGAACGUGCAGAUUGAGCAUGCAGAUGGGGCGAAGCUUUUGCACCUUGGUGACAACAGAUUCUAUGAGACACAGUCCUAUUUCUACAAGGAGACACUUGCUCCCUUGAGCAUUUAUGCCAGAGCAGCCAUUGUUCGUGCACCGCCUGAGCCUCUUGCUCGUUCAGUUGCUUUACAUUAGUUUCUGAGAGGCUCUUGCACUCUGAAGGUUUGGCAGCAAGUACUGACGAAUAUUUUAAUAUGGAGAGUGGGUAAUGGGGACGGCACACGUAUGGAAUGAUCCCUGGUUUUGGAGAGAGUGGACUAGCCAUCCAUGCCAAGGGGUGUAAAUCCUAUGAACCAAGUGAAUCAUUGAGAUGAUUGACACAUGCAUAGGCAAUUGGAACGAGGCACUAAAGAUGUGAAUGAAUCUUAGUAAGCCCAGUUCAUAUGGAGAUGGAUGAUGUCUCAGUCUUGCACUAUGGAGUCUUUUCAUGAUCAAAUCAGCCUAUAUUUAGUCCGGGAGGAGUUGGCCACUAUGGAAAGCAUAGGAAUAGAUGUGUAUUCGACAGUGAGCAACUAGAGGUCCAUGAAGUUCCCCAGGAGGUUGUAGACAAGGGUAGUGUUUGGGUGAGGGCUGAUACUGUAGCUUUGGGGCAGCUAACACAUCAGUAGACAGUAGUCUCAGGACUCAGGAGGUUAGGCUGCUCAAUCUUCACAAUGGGUGCGAAUGUAACAAAAAAACUAAUCUGAGCCAUGUAUCUGGAUCGUUCUAUCUUUUAAUAUAGUGUUUUUAAAUAUAGUGAUGUGCA